AUGAGUGUAGAAAACAGUCCUGAGAUGUCCCUAACGUUCACACAGAGUUUGGUAGCUAAAUUCAUGCUGCUCGACGAUUUAUUAAAGGGCCUAAUCUUUGGUGUAGGUGCCGUCAUUGUGGUGAUACUAACUGCCAUCUUUCUCAUUAAGAUUAUGCUUAUGAGCCAAGAGGGUCGCGAGCCGGAAGUUGAAGCGUCGCAUAUUGAUGGCAAGAAGGAACUACGGUCAAGUGCAAAGUCCACCUCGAUUGCCAGCCCAGCAGAAGAAGAAAACCCACACGCCCAUUUAUUGUCGAGGAAAGUGAUUCCACUGAGGUCUACCACGGACUACGAAGAGGAAAUUGAGAUCUCUGUUGUGGAAGAAGAUUAG
Messenger RNA from Lachancea meyersii CBS 8951, 369 nucleotides. The record is from the annotation of a GenBank genome assembly. NCBI's taxonomy places the organism in Eukaryota, Fungi, Ascomycota, Saccharomycetes, Saccharomycetales, Saccharomycetaceae.